Messenger RNA from Cuscuta campestris, 2290 nucleotides. NCBI's taxonomy places the organism in Eukaryota, Viridiplantae, Streptophyta, Magnoliopsida, Solanales, Convolvulaceae. The record is from the annotation of a GenBank genome assembly.
AGUAUAUAAAUUCAUACAUUUAAAAUAGUAUUAACAUCUAAUAAUUUAAUAUUUACAUCGUCUUUCUUACAAUUUGCAUAUUCUACAUGCCUGCCUCUUCAAUCCAUCCUAUUUCUAUGAUAUAGGUUGUUGCUCCUACAAAGGAACAAGUGAGGAACCCAAUCCUUGAAAAUCUUUGUGGAUUGAACAUGAAUCUCUCUUCUGCUAUCAGAAACCCAAUAACUCCUGAAAUGAUCGUUGUGAAUCAAGAACCAAUGGUUGGAGACAGCCACCUUGAACGUAUAAUCUCUAGCCAUUCCAUGGAGUUGGUUGAACCUAUUAUUGAAGUGACAAGUUCAAUGAAGGAGCAGGAGGUGAAAUUCCCCAUAACAGACAACUUGAUGUCAUUCACUUACCGAAUAGAAGUGUAUGUGGUGCGAGGAGCUCUGUGCCAUGGCAAUUUCCAAGCCUUCUACUUUGUGCAGCAGUGGCUGGGUUCUUACUGCAACCAGAGGGGCACCAGAUGUUGCUACCCACCCACUGGGAAGCCAACCCCCGACUUCACCAUCUAUGGUCUCUGGCCUUAUAACUCCGACGGCAGCUUCCCCGACAAUUGUCCCGGCGACAGUUUCAAUGUCGCUCCGCUUAAAGCAAUGGAGGACAGCGUGCAGAAGGCUUGGCCAUCCUUCACAUGCCCACUGAUAGGGAGGAAAUUCUGGCUACACGAGUGGAACAAAUACGGGACUUGCUCAAUGUCCGCGGUGCUCGAGCUGCACUACUUCGAAUCCGCAAUCGACCUCAAGAACAAGAUCAACAUCCUCCAAGCGCUUGCGAAAGCUGGAAUCCGGCCGAACAACAGGUUUUACCCUCUCAAGUCCAUAAAGAAGGCGGUCGAAUCGGCGUUCGGGUUUCACCCGUGGGUGAACUGCAACCACAACGCGAACGAGGAGAGCCAGAUUUGGAAGAUCACAUUGUGUGUGGAUAGGAGUGGCAAGAAGCUUGUGGAUUGCCCGUUUAUUCCCAAGGGACGAAUCGAGUGCGCGACCGAGAAAGCUGCUCAGGACAAACCCUUUACAUCCACGCAUGGCUAUGCUACCAGGAGCAAGGCCAGGAAGGAAAAUGCAUCCCAAACACUCAAGGAGUGGAAGAAUUUGCAGAAUGCAUUUCUAACAGCAAUCUCAUCUCUCUUGAUCCACAGGGGGGCUUAUUCACCUGGUCUGGGAUUAGGAGCCAAGGAAGGACUUGGAGGAGACUGGAUAGGUAAAGCCAAUUCCACAGGUCCAAAAUCUUUUAGGUUCAUUAAUGCUUGGACUCUCCAUGACUCCUUUCACACUCUGGAAUUCUUCAUGGGUUUGCCAAUUCCAAGAGCUUAUGGCAGCACUUACUUGACACUUAUUCCAAAAUCAGAUAAUCCAAGAACUUUUGAUGAUUAUAGACCUAUAUCCCUCUCCACUUUCAUGAGCAAAAUCAAUACCAAAAUCCUAGCAGGCAAGCUCAAUACCAUCCUUCCUAAGCUUAUCUCUAAGGAACAAGCAGCCUUCCAGAAAGGUAAGUCCAUUGAUGACCAUAUCCUCAUGGCACAGGAAGCAGUCCAUCUCAUUGACAAAAAGACUUUUGGGGGUAAGCUAAUUCUUAAGAUGGAUAUGGCAAAAGCAUUUGACAAACUGGACUGGGAGUAUCUCGAAGCCUUACUACAAUCAUUUGGCUUCAAUCAACUUUCCACUUCUCUGCUUAUGGCUAAUCUUAAAGGAAGUUUUUUCAGCAUUCUUCUCAAUGGGAAGCCAGCAGGAUAUUUCAAAAUGGAGAGGGGUGUAAAACAGGGAGACCCACUCUCACCCCUCUUAUUCAUACUUGCAGCAGAUGGUUUCAGCAGACUCAUCAACCACCAGAUGAACACACAACACCUCCUCAGAUUCAAUUAUGGUCAGGUCCCUUUCCCCUCCCACCUUAUUUAUGCUGAUGACAUUAUGAUCUUUUCCAGGGGUGAAACUAGAAACCUGCUCAAGCUCAAGGUCACUCUAGAAACUUACCUUAAAGCAUCUGUAACACCCCAAUCCGUAUAACCCGGAAUUACACGAAUUAAGGUACAGACCUGGAAAUCAUCGGCCGAAACCUUACGGAUGAGCGGGAGUGGAAACAACAUCGAAAUUUGCCAACUUUGUCAUUUCCGUCACAAUUGGAAAGCCUGCGGUACAGACCUGGAAAUCAUCGGCUGAAACCUUACGGAUGAGCGGGAGUGGAAACAACAUCGAAAUUUGCCAACUUUGUCAUUUCCGUCACAAUUGGAAAGCCUGCGGUAUUUUGGGCAUAU